Messenger RNA from Musa acuminata AAA Group (dessert banana), 1175 nucleotides. RefSeq names its product NAC domain-containing protein 68. The record is from RefSeq and is a predicted model, not a curated record. The coding region runs from base 1 to 882 and encodes 293 amino acids. The transcript has 3 exons. NCBI's taxonomy places the organism in Eukaryota, Viridiplantae, Streptophyta, Magnoliopsida, Zingiberales, Musaceae. Gene Ontology annotation, biological process: regulation of DNA-templated transcription. Gene Ontology annotation, molecular function: DNA binding.
AUGGGGAGGAAAAGAGACGCGGAAGCGGAGCUCAACCUGCCACCGGGGUUCCGCUUCCACCCCACGGACGAAGAGCUCGUCGUGCACUACCUCUGCCGGAAGAUGGCCUGCCUGUGCCUACCCGCACCCAUCAUCGUCGACAUCGAUCUCUACAAGCACAACCCCUGGGAGCUACCAGAUAAGGCAUCGUUUGGGCAGAGAGAGUGGUACUUCUUCACUCCUCGUAACAGGAAGUACCUCAACGGCUCGAGACCGAACAGGGCCGCCGGGAAGGGAUACUGGAAGGCAACUGGUGCCGAUAAGCCGAUCUCAGCAAAGGGCAGCGAAAGGACUUUGGGUAUCAAAAAAGCUUUGGUCUUCUACACCGGCAAGGCACCAAGAGGCGUGAAGACCGAUUGGAUCAUGCAUGAGUACAGGUUGGCUGAUGCAAGCCGCAGCUCCAACAAGGGAAGCCUAAGGUUGGAUGACUGGGUUCUUUGCCGGCUAUACAACAAGAAGAAUACCUGGGAGAAGAUGCAGCAACAGCAGGAGACAUCCUCAGGAGAGACCAUGGGUUCGGUGGGCGAGACAGGCUCAGACAGCUUGAGGACACCAGAAUUCGAUGUCGAGCACAAGGUUGGGCUGCCUUAUUUUGAUGAUCUUGGCUAUCCAUCCCAAGCUGCUGCCAGAAUGCAAGCAUCGAGCAACAGCAAAACAACAGCUGGGAUUCAGAUGGCAGAAGAGAGUCAAAAAGAAGAUAACGAAUGGUUCAUGGACUUGAAACUGGAUGACUUGCAGAGCUCUUACAUGAACGUUCGAUCGAUGCAAAUGAUGGAUGCAACAAAUCAAGACUUUGUACCUCCAGUGCCAAGGCCAAAUCAUACGGACAUGCUGCCAUUCUGAACUAAAUUAAAAGUCAAACUGUAAAUAGCUUAGAACUACAGCUACAGGGUGAUGGGAGAUCAAAGAACUAGAAGAAACCAUUAUUUUUUUUCUUUAUUUGAAACCAUUGAUUUGUUUUUCUUUAUUUAUUUUAUGCAUUAUAAACAAGCAUUGGUUAUGAUGCACUUGUAGUGAAUUCCAUCUAGAUAUGCUUGGAGAAACUACUUGCUCUUUCUGAUAAAAGUGUCAAGUGAUUCCAAGGUUUAGCAAUGGAAUCUAUUCUUAUAUUAAGAAAGUAUGAGCAAUAUCUUGUA